UGUGAUCAAAAUUAUAAAAAUACAUCGAAAGAAGGCGGCCGUUAUUUGGGGAGGAAUGUUGAUAUGAGUAAUAGAAAAUAAAUUAAUUAUUGAUUCUAAAUAAUUGAUUUAUUAAGAUUUAAUAGAUUAACUCGUUUGAGUGGUAUUUAACUUGGUAGUAAAGACGUAAAAUAUGAAAACUGGAGGAGCAAACGUAGCCGCGGCACAUUCGGAAAAUUUGGAGCAAGACAAAUCUAAAAAAGCACUACAAACUCUUCAACCAGCAGCCAAGGACAAGGAGAACCUUGUUGGCAGACAACUGAGAUCCAGAACGCCUGCCCAAGGUCUUGUCAAGGAUGAGAUGUCAGCAAAAACUAAAAAAGAGGCUCCACAAAAAGACAAAAAAACAAAGAAAAUAACAUUUAAAGACAAAGGAUGCCAGACUACCAGAGGAAAUAAAAUUCAAAUUGAAGUCGAAGAUUUGACAUCUGAAGCUGGUCCAAGUGAAAAUUAUUGGGAAGUAUUAGCGGAGAGACGACGUAUUGCUUUAGAGGAUGCUUUAGAAGAGAAUCAAGAACUGACUCAACGUAUUGCUAAACUCGAAGAAGAGAAGAAAAUAUACAAAGAGAUGCUUGACGAAACUCGAGCACUUGUCGAAGUGCUUCAGGAAAUGGUUGGAGAAGAUCGUAGCGACAUAAAUAACUCGCUCGAAGACACUUUUUCAUAAAAAUAAUCAAACCUAAUUUAUUUUUCUAAAAAAAAUAAAUUUAAUAUAUUAAUGGUAAGACAGGAGUAUGUAUUUGAACACUUGACUGAUUUUAAGUUUAUUAUUAAUUGAAUUCCAAUACACCUGAGUAGUAAAUCAAACAUUAAUUAGUUAAUCACAAAUUACAAUAACGUUUUGUUUCUCUCUCUUUUUUAAUACCGUCAAGUCAUAAAACUUUUCUACUUUUAUAUUUAAAUAAUCAACACAAGUAAAGUUAUUAUCCAGUAACAAAUAUAAAAUAUAUAUAAAAUUAAAUAUUUAACGAAAUAAUAAUAA
Microplitis demolitor is the source of this 1021-nucleotide messenger RNA. RefSeq names its product geminin (gene geminin). Gene Ontology annotation, biological process: regulation of DNA replication. The record is from RefSeq and is a predicted model, not a curated record. The transcript has 5 exons. The coding region runs from base 173 to 706 and encodes 177 amino acids. NCBI's taxonomy places the organism in Eukaryota, Metazoa, Arthropoda, Insecta, Hymenoptera, Braconidae.